AUGGCUGCAACAGGGAGAUACCGACGAAUCUCGGACGUUGACCGAAAUCGCCUCAUCGAUGCCUUUGAGGCUGACGACGCUGACUAUCUGCAGGUAGCAGAUACGCUGGGCAUCAAGCACUCAACGGCCAGAUCAAUCGUUGGCGUAUAUCUUCGGGAUGGUCGUCGUAACAAGCUGCCGAAAGGAGGACCCAUAAACCAGAAGGUUGACGACGACAUGAGAGAUGCCCUUCAAGGAUAUCUAGAUGACAACCCCCUUCUAACUUUGCGUCAACUCAAUACUCAACUGCGAGCUGAUCUUCCCGAUAAGCCCUUCGUUACCACUAGUACCAUCGCUAGAACUCUAGAUGGUAUGCUUAUAACUCUUAAACUAGCGGAAGAUGUUCCAGAACAGAGGAAUGAGCCACGCAUAUUAGAUGCACGAGUCAUAUUUGGAAAUUGGUUUCUUCAGGUUGGUGUCCUUGGCCACACUGUGUACAUUGACGAGACUGGGUGUUCUGGUGAGGUUGGACAGAAUAUCAUCAGAGACUGUGACGAGAGCGACUUUUGA
Molecule: messenger RNA, 549 nt
Organism: Patiria miniata (bat star)
Lineage: Eukaryota; Metazoa; Echinodermata; Asteroidea; Valvatida; Asterinidae
Exons: 2
Coding region: 1-549 (182 amino acids)
Source: RefSeq, a predicted model, not a curated record